This is a messenger RNA of Gossypium raimondii (Peruvian cotton), 3667 nucleotides long. Its product is annotated as protein NLP9. Gene Ontology annotation, molecular function: protein binding; DNA-binding transcription factor activity. The transcript is spliced from 6 exons. Bases 342 to 3197 code for a protein of 951 amino acids. NCBI's taxonomy places the organism in Eukaryota, Viridiplantae, Streptophyta, Magnoliopsida, Malvales, Malvaceae. The record is from RefSeq and is a predicted model, not a curated record.
GGAGAGUGAAAAAAUACAAGAUUUUCAGACAUCAGAUGCAUCUACAGGUAUUCAGUUCUCAUAGUUAACUGCUCCAAAAAGAACGACCAAUCCAAAGAAAACUUUCCAUUUUUAGUUAGGAGCAGUUUGGCUUUGUGUAACUCUGUUUUUUGACACAAUUGAGUUUAGUUUUGAAAUGGUGGAAGGAUACAUGAAGUUGAUGGGGGGAAAUUCCUGGGGUUUGGGAAGCAGAUUUGGAUUUAACUGUUUAAGAUAAAAGUGUUUGGCUAAGUGGAAGCUUUUCCAUAGAGCUCUAGCAUUUGCUGAUUUGAGGUGAAAAGUGGGGUUGUUUAGUUUGUUUUAUGAAAAAAAUGGAAUCCCCCUUUUCAUCUAAAGAAAAGGGGAAUAAUAGUUCGGUUCCUCCAAGAGCUCAGAUGGAGGGUUUUGGUGGCACUGGAAGUACAAAGAAUUCACUUUCAGAGGAUCCUUUUAACUUUUCAGAGCUCAUGAACUUUGAUUCUUAUGCUGGGUGGUUUAAUAGCCCUUCGGCUGCAGAUCAGAUGUUUGCUUCCUUUAGUUUAUCCUCCUUUCCAUCCUUGCCGUAUGCCUCUUUCGAUUUGUUACCUAUUACAGGACAAAGUUCUGGUACCUUUGUUGAAGCUGCUGAUGCAUUGAAUGGCAUGGAUGGUUCUUAUAAUUGUGGGGACAAAAUGGUGAUCCAGCAAACAGGUACACACAUUGGUAAUCCAGUGGUUCCUUCUGAUGCAGAAUUGGGUUCUUCAAAUUUGCCUAAUACAUUGGUUUCUGGGCCAACUGGACCUUCACUUGAUGAGAAGAUGCUUAGAGCACUGUCCUUGCUUAAGGAGUCUUCUGGAGGGGGCAUUUUGGCACAAGUUUGGGUUCCAAUUAAGCAUGGAGAUCAGUAUAUGCUGACUACUUCUGAACAGCCCUAUUUGCUUGAUCAGAUGCUUUCAGGUUAUCGUGAAGUUUCGAGGACAUAUAUCUUCUCUGCAGAACAAAAACCGGGUUCUUUCCCUGGUCUUCCUGGUCGUGUUUUUAUCUCUAGAGUUCCUGAGUGGACUUCCGAUGUCAUCCAUUACAGUAAGGGUGAGUACUUGCGGUUUACACAUGCAGUCAAUUACAAAGUCCGUGGUUCCAUCGCCUUGCCAAUUUUUGAACCUCCUGAGAUGUCUUGUUGUGCUGUGCUGGAACUUGUCACUAUGAAAGAGAAACCCAAUUUUGAUUCAGAAAUGAAAACUGUCUCCCUUGCACUCCAGGCCGUUAAUUUAAGAACCAUUGCUCCUCCUCAACCUCUUCCUCAGUGCCUAUCAGGGAGUCAGAGAGCUGCUUUAGCUGAAAUAACUGAUGUUUUACGUGCUGUGUGUCAUGCGCAUAGAUUGCCGUUGGCUCUAACAUGGAUUCCUUGUUAUUACACCGAGGAAGCUGUGGAUGAAAUUUUAAAAGUAGGUGGUGGAGAGGGUAAUAGACGUCGGGACGGGAAGCGUGUCUUAUGUGUUGAAAAUACAGCCUGUUAUGUUAAUGAAAGAGGGAUGCAGGAUUUUGUUCAUGCAUGUAUGGAACACUAUCUUGAAGAAGGACAAGGCAUAGCUGGAAAAGUGCUUCGGUCCAAUCAUCCAUUCUUCUCUACCGAUGUGAAGACGUAUGACAUUGGUGAUUAUCCGCUUGUUCAUCAUGCACGCAAAUGUAACCUGAAUGCUGCGGUUGCAAUCAGGUUGAGGAGCACCUACACUGGUGAUGAUGAUUAUAUACUGGAGCUUUUUCUUCCAAUUAACUUAAAAGGAAGUUCAGAACAGCAACUCUUGCUGAAUAACCUCUCAGGUACCAUGCAACGAAUCUGUAGGAGUUUGAGGACAGUUUCGGAUGUGGAAAUCGAUGAAGGGUCAAAAAUUGAGGUUCAGAGGGGAAAACUCUCAGACUCCCCCUCAUUGUCUAUAUCUAGGAGGGUCUCGGAAACAGAAUUAUCUGCUGAUAGUGAAAUGAACUCUAAUGAUAGAGUUCCCUUGCAUGUAUCUACUGCAAAAAGUGAUGGAAAGGAAGCUGACGGUCCUCGUGAACAGGCAAUGAGUGGACCACGAAGGCAGAUAGAGAAGAAGAGAAGUACAGCAGAAAAGAAUGUGACCUUGAGUGUUCUUCAGCCGUAUUUCUCAGGGAGUCUGAAGGAUGCUGCAAAAAGCCUUGGUGUUUGCCCCACUACACUGAAAAGGAUUUGCAGACAACUUGGGAUCCCAAGAUGGCCCUCUCGCAAGAUUAACAAAGUGAAUAGAUCAUUAAGAAAAAUACAAACUGUUCUUGACUCUGUACAAGGAGGAUUGAAAUUUGAUCCAACCACAGGAGAGUUUAUUGCAGCAGGUACUGUCAUGCAAGAAGUUGAUACCCAGAAAACAGUAGUUCUCUCCAAUAAGAACCUUCCCAUCCGAAUUUCUGAACCUUUGGAUCUGGAGAAAUCAUCAGCAGCAUCACUAGAAUCUUGCCCUGAUGAAGAAAAUUCAGUUGUUAAAUUGGAAGAAGAUGAGUGUUCUUUCGGUGGAAACAACAACAUGGCUGCAAGGAGUGUGCUUGUUCCAAGUACCUGUGAAGAAGUAAAGCAAUCUGGUGUCCCUUGUAUUGAUUGUAAUGAUGACUCUAAGUCAGUUUCUCUAGAUGCAGGAUCAUUCCAGGCAGCUAGUGUUCGCACUGCAGAUCGGACUUGUCCAGAAAAUGCUGACGAUGAGAUCAAUAUCAGAAUGGAGGCUGGUGAUGGGAAUGCUGAGCACAACCACCAACCAACUUAUUCAAGUAUGACAGACUCUUCAGAUGGCUCUGGUUCAAUAUCACAUGGAAGUUCAUCAAGCUCUCAAAGUUUUGAUGAGGCAAAGAAUUUUGAAAUGAAGACAAUCUGUGUUGAUAGCAGCUCAAAAAUUACUGUAAAAGCUACCUACAAAGAUGAUACUGUCCGUUUUAAGUUCGAGCCAUCUGCUGGGUGCUUUGAACUAUAUGAAGAAAUUGCAAGAAGGUUUAAACUUCAAACUGGGACAUUCCAACUCAAGUAUUUAGACGAUGAAGAGGAAUGGGUAAUGUUGGUUAGUGACUCGGAUUUACAGGAGUGUCUGGAAGUUAUGGAGUUUGUCGGAACACAUAACGUGAAGUUUCAAGUUCGUGAUGUGCCAUGUGCUAUUGGCAGUUCUGGUGGUAGCAAUUGCUUUUUGGGGGGAAGCUAAUAGCCAAUAUGUCGAUGCUUAGGAUGCAAUCACCGGCCUUCAUAAUGGUUCCUUGAACUCUAUCCAGCUUCUAGUUCUUACAAUGGAAGAUGUAAUUAUCUGAAAGAAGCCUUUUUUCGCAUUGAUGUGUUACUCCAUUUGGUUUCCAUGGUGUUCCAAAAUAAAUGUCUUCUCAGCUCAAGGAUGCUGUACUUUGAUCUUGAUUCUUGAAUGGUUAUAACUGGUUUGAGUUCAAGAAAGGGAAAAGAAGAGGGCUUGGAAGAUGUGAGCAUGGAUUGUUAAUAAAUUAAGAUAUAUGUUUUUAUAUAGGUUUGUAAAUGUUAAGGGGGAGCAAUAGAAAUUCUUAAGAGGGGUAGCAAAGGGCAUUUGUCCUAUCCAGAUUUAAUCCAAUUGAUUUAUGUAAUAAUUUUUAAAGGUGUGGUUUAACAUAUCUGAAAUUCGAAUUUCAAUAUAUGAAAUGCUUGUUGAAA